AUGAUUACUGUAGUAAAUAUGAGCGCUCUAAAGCCAACCUUUUAUCAGAGUUUUUGGGAUCAAAGACAAUGGUAAGUUCUGAGUGUAAAAUAAUAUAUAUAGUAUACUGUAAAGCUUAAAGACUGCAAACCACUAUACUGCCCACAGAAAUUAUUGACCAUACCUCUAACGUGACAAUGGGUAAACCGACCUGGACCAAAUUUGACAUACAUGUUCUUAGUUUACUGGAACUCAUUGCCACGUUAGCGGGGUGGUCCAUAGUUUCUGCGGGCAGUAUAUAAGUUACUGUACGAUGUACUGUAAAUUUUUAUGAGGUACUGCAAGGUAAUUUAAAAAAGAAAGUAAGUGCUUUGACCACAACUUGUAGGUCUCAACAUCGCACAUGGGACGACAUACCAACAUCUCCGUACGAUCUAUGCCUAGCCUUUUUACUAUCACCUCUACUAUUCAUACUUCGUAUUUUGUACGAAGCCAUAGUAGGUGGUUAUAUAACCAAAAAGAUGCACAACGAAUGCUACAGCAGAGUAAUAUACCUUCAACUAUCAGGUGAAUUCAUUGACAAUGACUAUCUACCUCAUCUACUGUCUUGCUUCUACCGUCUUACAUCGUACAUAGCCCUUACUGUAUAUGGUUUUACAGUACUUUUUGACAAACCAUGGGCUACUGAUGUCAAAUACGCCUUUAUUGACUACCCCUUUCAUCCACUUGAUACAACAUUAUCAUGGUAUUUUACUGUGCAAUGUGCUUUCUACAUGUCAUCCAUGUAUAUGAUGGUAUUUGACAUACAGUGCAUAGAUACAUAUAGAAUUUCAAUGAUGAACUUAACUACACUGAUUGGAAUCAUACUGAGCUAUUCGAUCAACAUACUCAGGUGUGGCACUCUGAUGCUGUUCUUGCAUGAUUUGAAUAACAGCUUGAUGGAAAUGAGCUGGAUAUUAAAGUUCUGGGGCAAGCAUCAGAAUGCGUGCAAAGCCAUGCUUAUCGUCUUCUUUGUGUCGUAAGUUGACUAAAAUUGUUUAUAUAUAGCUAAGAAAGGUCUGAUAAAAUUAAAAAUUAAUAUUUUGAAAAAAAUUUAAAUUUUCAAUUUUCAAAAUUUUUUUUCUUUUUUUGAACGUGGUCCCCCCUGUGGCUUAUUGUUAGAAAAAUGUGUUUUUUGCUAUAACUUUUUAUAAAACUGACAAAAUAAUAGAAAAAUAAUUUUUAGGGUCUUUUUAGACUGACACAAAUGUAAAAAAAAAAUUUUUGAACGUAGUCCCCCCUGUGCCUUACUAUUAGGAAAAAAUUUUUUUGUCAUAACUUUUUGUAGAAUUAAGCAUAUGGUAAAAAAAUAGUUUACAGUGCUUUUUUAGACAUAUAUAAACGUAAAAACUACAAGUUUAAAAAAUUUUAAAUUUAAAAAAUUUUGUUUGAACUUGGUCCCCCCUAUGGCUUAGAAAAAUAGUCAGCAAAAACUCAUUUCAAACUUUAAAAAUAUGAAUUCCGCCUCAAGUGCGAUCCAAAAAUAUUCUUCAUUUAUCGUAUUUCAGCUGGGUAGCCACUCGUCUAAUAUGUUUCCCAUUAUUCGUCGGCUACACCAUCUUAUCCAUGAUACCAGCGCUUUCACAAACACAAUAUCAACUAUGGAACCCUUUCCAACAACCAUACGCUCCCAGACUGAUAUUAGCCAUGUUGGCUGGUCUUAUGUUCGUUCAUGUUUACUGGACAUUUUACAUUUUCAAGGUGGUUUUCAAGGCUUACAAUAAAAGCGCCGAAUCUGAUGCACGGUGGCUGUUCGUGGCUUCUGAUUUCGACGAAAGCGAAGAGAGCAGCAAAACAAAAUAA
Bursaphelenchus okinawaensis is the source of this 1821-nucleotide messenger RNA. NCBI's taxonomy places the organism in Eukaryota, Metazoa, Nematoda, Chromadorea, Rhabditida, Aphelenchoididae. The record is from the annotation of a GenBank genome assembly.